CGAGUACUCGUACACUCUACCAACGGCACGAUCAAUGAUACAAUCAGACCCCCAGCAUGGUUCGGCAGUGGCAAGGUCAUGACGGUCGGGCUCAGGUUCCCAGUACGAGCGGCUCCGUGCCGAAGCGGACAGCAACCAGGAAAAAAAGCAUCUCGCGGCGCUAGCAGGCAUCAAACAACAGGCCAGAGGGAAAAACUGAUGAAAAAAAAAGAGCGCCACAGUGGCCCGUGCGUCGUCUCAUGGCGCGCGGGCCAAUCACAGCGCAGGCGCCAAAAGCCAGCCACCGGCGUGGCCCCACCCUAGGGCUGAAUCAGCCAGUCACAAGUGUUAAAAGACUACCUGGCCCCCCGCCCCUCAAAUCAUAUCUUCGCAUUUUCCCUCGUCCUCUUUCGCGAGCCUUGCCAUCUUCCCUCAACCAAUCAAUCCGCCUUCGCGCGCCCUGCCGCCCUGCCCUGUCCAACGAACGAGCAGCGCAAAAGCAAGCCCGACCAAAGGGCAAAAAAAGGGCCCUUCCCGCGCUCACGCGUGCAAUCAGAUUCGUCCGCAAGGGAACAAACGAAACACUUGCCUCUGCCUCGCUGGCCAUUCACAGCGACUCGACUAUCUCGUCCCGAUCCGCUUGUCCAAGCCGCGCGCCAGUGAGCGCAAACCUUGAGCCACGCCGUUCCCGGGCUUUCUUUCAGUUCAGUUCUGACGAGAAGCGCACACAGCUUUCAGCCUGUGCUGUGCCCUGCCCUUGCACGCUUGUUGCUGCGACUGCGACGUCAGCGCCCUGAAAGCGCCGUAGCUGUCCGAAGCUGUACGAGUAGCUGUUCUGUCAGUUCAGCUAUUUUUGCCCGGCCAGAGCACAUUGCCUUACACGGCCUAUUUUGUUUUUUCACCAACCCAAGCCCUGCAUUUCUUCUCGUAUUGCAUUGCAUUGCGCUGAAUAGUUCUAUUUUUUGCUCUUGUUCUUUUUUUACUCUCGACUCCGCUGCCCUCGGA
This is a messenger RNA of Trichoderma harzianum CBS 226.95, 984 nucleotides long. RefSeq lists its product as hypothetical. Bases 240 to 776 code for a protein of 178 amino acids. The transcript has a single exon. The record is from RefSeq and is a predicted model, not a curated record. Lineage: Eukaryota; Fungi; Ascomycota; Sordariomycetes; Hypocreales; Hypocreaceae.